UACGUGAGUAAGAAAUGACCAAAGUUGUAAAGCGACUUAUUAAAUCAGUCUUUUGAAAGACGCGACGUUGAGCGAGCUGUUCCGCAAGAAUGUCUUCAUCUGUGAAGAUUACAUCUCAACUUUCACUACUUGGAGUCGUGCUGUUAAUUGCGAUAUAUCAUUCUGUGAUAAUUUCUAAACACGCCAACAACGAGAAAGAAAGUGUUAGCAAGUCGCAAGUAUUUCGAUAUCGGCGAGCGAUUCAGUCUGCUACACAUUAUUGCAGAUCGAAUCAGUAUUACGAUCAGAAAGAAGGAAGAUGCUUAGGUGUGCCGGGAGGAGGUAAAGUGCUUCACGUUGAAAACGGACGAUCAUGUGGCAACAACAUUCUGAAACCACAUUGCGAGAGUCCCUUGUAUUAUCACAUCUGCAAAAAGGACAAAUCGAUUCUGGCGCAAUGUUCGAGCAAACAGAUCUUUGACAAUCGUCUUCAACGAUGCGUCCAGUACGACACGAUCACAUUAACUCCCAGUACUAUUAACCCGCAUAAUCAGCACCAGUAUGAUCACGUGCAGGUUCCGAAUUGCACAAAACCCGGUCGAUUUCCCGUGCCCGGCUAUUGCUUCAUGUUUUACUCGUGUGAAUCGAAUGGACAUCGGCUCUACCAGAGCGUCUUCAAAUGUCCGCAAAAUACGGGAUAUCAAGUAGACAAAGAAAUCUGCGCUGUUUUAUCCGAUUGCAAAAAUGAUGACUCAGUGGACUCGAAAAUUUGCGUUUCAGAUGCACCGGAAGAAAUUGUGGAGUUGCGAAAUUUCGGUGGAGCUACGGAACAAACUGUCGAAUCAACUUCCGAAAGAGUCGCAGAAACUGCAACCGAGUCUCUUGUAAAAAGAGCGAAUAAUGAUGAUCGGACGGAGAUGAAAGUGAGUUCAAGUACUGAAACUGGUGAUUCGUAUUUGACAUCGACGGUGAGUAAUGGUCCAGAAUUCUUUUCAAUCAACGACGCGUCGACGCAUCAGGAUGAAGAAACACAGAACACAACCACCGAACAGUACAAAACUAAUGAUGACGUAACAGAAACUGUACAGAACUCAAGGACUGAAGCUAUCGACCCAUAUUUGACAUCGACAGCAAGUAAUAUACUAAAAUCCUUUUCGAUCAAUGACGCGUCAACGCGGUUGAAUGAAGAAAUACAGAACACAACCACCGAAUAUCACGAUAUCAAUGAUGACGUAACGGAAACUGUACAGAACUCAAGUACUGAAGUUGUUGACCCAUAUUUGGCCUCGACAGUAAGUGAUAUACCAGAGUCCUCUUUGAUCAAUGACGCGUCAACACAAUCAGACGAAGAAAUACAGAAUACAACCACUGAGCAAUACAAAACUGAUGAUGACAUAACAGAAACUAUACAGAAUUCAAGUCCUGAAACUAUUGAUCCAUAUUUGACAUCAACCACAAGUGAUGUACUAAAAUCUUUUUCGUUCAAUGACGCGUCAACACAAUCAGACGAAGAAAUGCAGAAUACAACCACCGAACAAUAUAAAACUGACGAUGACACAACAGAAAGUAUACAGAAUUCAAGUUCUGAAACUAUUGAUCCAUAUUUAACAUCGACAGCAAGUGAUAUACCAAAAUCCUUUCCGAUCAAUGACGCGUCAACGCAGUUGAAUGAAGAAAUACAGAACACAACCACCGAAUAUUACAAAAUCGAUGAUGACGUAACGGAAACUGUGCAGAAUUCAAGCACUGAAGCUGUUGAUCCACACUCGACAGUAAGCGAUGUGCCAGAAUCUUUCUCUAAUACGUCACCGCAGUUGGAAGAAACACGAAGUGCAAUCACAGAACAGUAUGAAGAUGACAACAGAACAGCAACAUUAUCGAAUUUUACCCCUGAAAUGACUGAUCAAGGUCCAACGUCAGAAAUAAAUGACGUAUCAGCGACCACGAGCAAUCCGUACAGUAACGCCUUCGAUACAUCUACGUCAGUAUCUGAUACAAUGGUAUCGCAAAAAACCGUCGAUAUUUAUGAACAUACUACGGAAGAAUUAUCGGAAACUACUCCUUCAAUAGAGAGUAAAUCUGCUGACACCGACUUGCACGAGACUGGAGAAAUUACCACACAACAUUCACGCGAAAAUACUGAUGAUGAUGCAGAAUUAUCGACCACAAUUGCCGCUUUUAUUCUGAGACAUACAACCACACCAAUGGACAGUACAACUGUGACACCUAUUGUACAAAAUAUACCUGCAGUUUCAGAAAAAACUGAUUUGGUAACGCAAAACAGCUCGGAAGGACUGCCUGAGUAAUUAUUGAUUAAAAAACUAAAC
This is a messenger RNA of Pseudomyrmex gracilis, 2306 nucleotides long. RefSeq lists its product as uncharacterized. Bases 90 to 2285 code for a protein of 731 amino acids. Gene Ontology annotation, cellular component: extracellular region. The record is from RefSeq and is a predicted model, not a curated record. NCBI's taxonomy places the organism in Eukaryota, Metazoa, Arthropoda, Insecta, Hymenoptera, Formicidae. Gene Ontology annotation, molecular function: chitin binding. The transcript has 2 exons.